CCAGCCGGUCGCGAACCCCCCUCAACAUGGCGGCAGCGGCGCUCUAGGCGCCGGAAGGGGGCGUGGGAAUCGGUGAGACCGCGCGCGUGCGCAGUACCGGGCCCGCGCCGGUCCCCGAAACUUCGCACCCCGUCGAACUCUCGCGAGAGCGGUGUCUGCGUGUCGGGACGUGCGGAGGCUGUCACUUUCCGUCAUGGCGCUGAAGGUAGCGACGGUCGCCGGCGGCGCUGCGAAGGCAGUGCUCAGGCCAGCCCUUCUCUGCCGUCCCUGGGAGGUUCUAGGUGCCCACGAGGUCCCCUCGAGGAGCAUCUCUUCACAACAAACAAUUCCUCCAUCAGCUAAGUAUGGCGGGCGGCACACAGUGACCAUGAUCCCAGGGGAUGGCAUUGGGCCGGAGCUCAUGCUGCAUGUCAAGUCUGUCUUCAGGCACGCAUGUGUACCAGUGGACUUUGAAGAGGUGCACGUGAGUUCCAACGCUGAUGAAGACGACAUUCGCAAUGCCAUCAUGGCCAUCCGCCGGAACCGUGUGGCCCUGAAGGGCAACAUUGAAACCAACCAUAACCUGCCACCGUCGCACAAAUCUCGAAACAACAUCCUUCGCACCAGCCUGGACCUCUAUGCCAACGUCAUUCACUGUAAGAGCCUGCCAGGCGUGGUGACCCGGCACAAGGACAUAGACAUCCUCAUUGUCCGGGAGAACACAGAGGGCGAGUAUAGCAGCCUGGAGCAUGAGAGCGUGGCGGGAGUGGUGGAGAGCCUGAAGAUCAUCACCAAGGCCAAGUCCCUGCGCAUUGCCGAGUACGCCUUCAAGCUGGCGCAGGAGAGCGGGCGCAAGAAAGUGACGGCCGUGCACAAGGCCAACAUCAUGAAACUGGGCGAUGGGCUUUUCCUCCAGUGCUGCAGGGAGGUGGCAGCCCGCUACCCCCAGAUCACCUUCGAGAACAUGAUUGUGGACAACACCACCAUGCAGCUGGUGUCCCGACCCCAGCAAUUUGAUGUCAUGGUGAUGCCCAAUCUCUAUGGCAACAUUGUCAACAACGUCUGCGCAGGACUGGUUGGGGGCCCAGGCCUUGUGGCUGGGGCCAACUAUGGCCAUGUGUACGCAGUGUUUGAAACGGCUACGAGGAACACCGGCAAGAGUAUCGCCAAUAAGAACAUCGCCAACCCCACGGCCACCCUGCUGGCCAGCUGCAUGAUGCUCGACCACCUCAAGCUGCACUCCUAUGCCACUUCCAUCCGUAAGGCUGUCCUGGCGUCCAUGGACAAUGAGAAUAUGCACACUCCAGACAUCGGGGGCCAGGGCACAACAUCUGAAGCCAUCCAGGACAUUAUCCGCCACAUCCGCGUCAUCAAUGGCCGGGCCGUGGAGGCCUAGGCUGGCCCUGGGACCUUCUUGGUUUGCUCCUUGGAUUCUCCUUCCCACCCCAGCACCCCAGCCAGCCUGGUAGGCAGAGCCCAGAAUAAAGCAGCUUCUGCCUAGA
Rhinopithecus roxellana (golden snub-nosed monkey) is the source of this 1481-nucleotide messenger RNA. RefSeq names its product isocitrate dehydrogenase (NAD(+)) 3 non-catalytic subunit gamma (gene IDH3G). NCBI's taxonomy places the organism in Eukaryota, Metazoa, Chordata, Mammalia, Primates, Cercopithecidae. Gene Ontology annotation, biological process: tricarboxylic acid cycle; isocitrate metabolic process. Gene Ontology annotation, cellular component: mitochondrion. Gene Ontology annotation, molecular function: magnesium ion binding; oxidoreductase activity, acting on the CH-OH group of donors, NAD or NADP as acceptor; NAD binding. The record is from RefSeq and is a predicted model, not a curated record. Bases 194 to 1375 code for a protein of 393 amino acids. The transcript is spliced from 13 exons.